Odocoileus virginianus texanus is the source of this 4690-nucleotide messenger RNA. RefSeq names its product proline rich coiled-coil 1 (gene PRRC1). NCBI's taxonomy places the organism in Eukaryota, Metazoa, Chordata, Mammalia, Artiodactyla, Cervidae. Gene Ontology annotation, molecular function: protein kinase A regulatory subunit binding. Gene Ontology annotation, cellular component: cytoplasm. The record is from RefSeq and is a predicted model, not a curated record. Gene Ontology annotation, biological process: activation of protein kinase A activity.
CCUACGGUGGCCAUCUUGGAGGCGGGCGUGCGCGCUGCGGGGUCUUACCUGCAUGUUGCUCGUGUUCUCGCAGCAGCCGUAGUCUUACACCUAGCCUGUCUAGCCUCCACUUUUCACUGCCACGCAGACACUAUCUCGAGCCUGCAGUUGUACUGAAAUUGAAAAAUGAUGGAAGAGAGUGGAAUAGAGACAACACCACCUGGGACCCCCCCACCGAAUUCUGGGGGCCUGGCUUCUGCUGCUGCACUGUCUUCCGCCCCGGCUCCUUUAGCCGCAGCCAGCACCUUCCCUUCUCCCAGCGGGCCCUCUGUGCAGACCUUGCCGCCGCAGGCGUACCCCGCCCCCCAGCCGCCCCUGCCUCCUGUGCAGCCUGCGGCGCCCUUGCCCUUCCUGACGUCCGCACCCGUUCCUUCUGUCCCUCCGCUCGUCACCUCCCUGCCACCUCCCGCUUCUCCGCCGACUGCGGCUGCCUUCAGUAAUCCUCCUCUGUCCCACUUCCCGCCCUCCGCCUCUGCCCCAAACCCUGUCUUGUCUGCGCCCCCAGCGGGCCCCCCCACUUCCGGAUUCUCGGUUGGCUCAGCGCACGACAUCACCAGGGGACACGCAGGGAGAGCCCCGCAGACGCCCCUGAUGCCGUCGUUUUCCGCGCCUCCGGCGGCAGGUAUUUUGCCAACUCCUAUUACUCAGCAAGCUGGUUUGACAUCUGUGGCACAGGGAACUGGAACUACAUCAGCCAUCACUUUCCCAGAAGAGCAGGAAGACCCUAGAAUUGGUAGAGGUCAGGAUGAAGCUUCAGCUGGUGGACUCUGGGGUUUUAUAAAGGGUGUGGCUGGGAACCCUAUGGUGAAAUCCGUGCUCGAUAAAACGAAACAUUCGGUAGAAAGCAUGAUCACAACGCUGGACCCUGGCAUGGCUCCGUAUAUCAAAUCUGGAGGUGAACUGGAUAUUGUAGUGACCUCGAAUAAAGAAGUAAAAGUUGCUGCCGUCCGAGAUGCCUUCCAGGAGGUCUUCGGCCUAGCUGUGGUUAUAGGGGAAGCCGGACAGUCCAACAUUGCCCCACAACCAGUGGGCUAUGCAGCGGGAUUAAAAGGUGCCCAGGAACGGAUAGAUAGCUUGCGUCGAACUGGAGUGAUUCAUGAAAAACAGACGGCUGUAUCAGUAGAAAACUUCAUUGCAGAAUUGCUUCCUGACAAAUGGUUUGACAUCGGCUGUCUGAUAGUUGAAGACCCUGUGCAUGGUAUUCAUCUGGAAGCAUUUACACAAGCCACACCAGUACCCUUAGAGUUUGUACAACAGGCUCAAAGUCUGACUCCCCAGGACUACAAUCUGAGGUGGUCUGGCCUUUUGGUGACAGUGGGUGAAGUCCUGGAGAAGAGUUUACUCAACGUCAGCCGGACUGAUUGGCAUAUGGCUUUCACGGGCAUGUCCCGUCGGCAGAUGAUCUACAGUGCGGCCAAAGCAAUAGCGGGCAUGUAUAAACAGCGCCUGCCCCCCAGGACCAUGUGAGAAGCCUGGCCCCGGGCUGCUGACACUGCUCACUUGGAGCUACUGGUAAAGAAGAGACAGACCCUUACACUGGACAGCUUUAGUCAGUCCAGCUGUUCUGAUCAUUUCCCGUAGGCUGCAGUUUUUCUCUUCUAGAAAGGUGUGGUAUCAUUCCAGUAGGUGAAACGAAACAGGUCCUUUUUAUGAUUACAUAAUUUCACAUACCAUAGUUCCCAAAAAAUUUAUAAAUAUUUUUAUAGGACAGUUUGAUACACCAGAUUUAUAAGGUGCAAAUUCAUGUGCUAAGGUAUUUAACUUGAUGAUGUGUACUUGAUUACUAUUUUGUUUUUUAAGAAAUAGUUGACUAAAGAACAUGUUUACUGAAUAUUGUUUAAAGGCAUUGUUUCUUUUAAUUCAUGAUUAAUAUCUUCCCUGCCAGUCUUUGAAGCUUUUUGUGUGUGCAUGUGCUCAGGUAUGAUGCUAAGAUGUGGGCUCACCAAAAGACUGUUAAGACAGCUACUUGUAGGGAGAUGGUGCACUUUUCUAUGCAUAUUUUUAACAUGGGCCAGAAUAGCAGAAUUGAUCAUUUUCUUUUUGGUUAUCACAUUAUACACAUAUGGUCUGAAAAAUUCCUUUUUUUUUAAAGUAAGUUUCAGCAUUUCACAUUCAUACUGUAUGAUAAACAUUUGGAUGAUACAUUUUAUUUUUUCAUUGCUCUGUGACAGCUAAGUGGCAAAUGAUUCCAGUCUAUUUAAAUUAGAAGCAUUGGGUAUUUUUUGCAUAAUACUAUUCAGCACUUCCAAGUAAACUCUGCAGCCAUUAUUUCUGUUUUAACUUAUUUCUCUAGCUGUAAUAGAGAAGUUUUUGAGAGGAAAUUAUUGUUUAUGAGAUUAUAUGACUUACUUUAAGGACACUUCUUAUUUAGUUUGCCUUAAACACUGCUUUUCUAACUUUGUGCCAUUCUGCCUUUACUUUUUAUGCAGGUUUUCAAAGAAACAAUUUUAUAGUGAACCUGGUUUAUUUAGUGCAUUAUGUUUGUAUUUAACAAAAGCUUCUUUUUCCCCCAAAUAAUAUAUUUUACCAAGUUUGGAUUUAUAAAAAUCAAAAAUAAAUACCUUGUCAUAUACUUUUGAACUCUAUAUAUGAAAGUUUAAAUAACUUUUGAAGAUCGUUUCUUAUAUAAAUGUAAUUUAAUUUUUAUUUACUCUUCUAUAUAAUUCCUUAGAAGUAAAAAAAUUAGCACAAUCUUAUAAAAUCUUUUAAUGUGUUGAAGCUGUUAUCCUGUACUGUCAUUAUGUGUCAUGUUUGCUUUGUUUUAAUAUCAUUUCAAGUACUUAUUUGACUUCUAUUUUUUUUCUAACCCGAGGGUGAUAAAAUUACAUAUUAAUUUUCCACCUAUGUUUUAAUUUCCAUGCCCUGUAUAAUGAUUGUUGAGUGCAAUUCAGAUAUCUGUGUCAUUAAAAAUAAUGAGAGAGAAGACAGAUGUAGCCAGUUGCUAUAGCAUAAUAGGAACAGAAUACUUAUUUUCCCUUUUUACUGGUAUUUAUGGAACACUUCAUCUGUGUUUUCUCCAUCUUCCACGAUUAAGGGAAGCCUUUCUCCAACAUUUGUUUUUUUUAUUUUAAAAAGCUGCCCUUUAUCGUGGUGUCAGACUAAUGACACAUCACUGUUAGGCAUGAAGGAACAUAUGCCCAUACUUCAUAUUUCUGCUUUUUUCUCUUCUAUUAUAGGGAAAUUUUACAGAUCCUAAAAAUAAUCCGAGUUUUCUUUUUAUUUUACCAAAUCUCAAAUAUCUUAAUUGAUGUUUUGGGGGAUUGUUUUCAUAAAAUAACUAACAUUGACAUCCCAUUAGAGGACAGUCUGCAGGUCAUCAGAUAGCAAUGCCUAUGGUUUGGGUGCAGCUGAUUUUCUGGCAGCUGGUAAUUUGCACGCCUGCUCUUUGUGAGUGGGUAAGGACUAGGGGGAAGGGCAGAUGGAAAAGAUAAAUACAUGAUCUCAUUCUGGCCUCUUAUUCCUUUUUUGACCCAGAGUUACCUUUGAAAGGCUGAUGCUCAUGACUGAUUGUACACAGUCAGCUUUCCCAGCUUCUUGUAUAUUUUUUCAUGCUUGGAUUUCCUUGUUGUACAAGGUACAAGAAAAGUCAUCUCUUGCACACCACAGCAUCCUGGGCCAGGCAGCCUUUUACUGUUGGUAUUGUGACAUGAGAUGUGCUGCUCAUCAGCCUAAGGCCACAGCUCCCUUCACCAGGCAUCCAGCCGUCCUGUUCUAUUCCUGCUUGCUUCCUUAUAACUCCCCCACUAGCAUUUUUUAGGGUGAGUUGAGCUGAGACUAUUUCUUUUUUUCACCCUCAAGCAUCUUGGGACUACUUAUCUUUAACACAGUUCUUUGCCACUACUGUUUUGGUCAUGUUUGUGUGUUUUGUUUUGUUUUUUUCGUUUGAAGUGCUCCCAGAACUACUUACUGAAUUUGAGAAGUUUGUAUACUUUUUAGUUAAGAAGUGUGAAAGAAAAUAGGAAAAAAAUGCAGGAAGAGUAAUUUUACAUCAACCUCAGUUGACAGAACAUACUCAGAUUACUCAUAUUAAUAGUGUCUUGUUACUAAGUUUAUCGGGUAACCUAGAGCUGGGCCCCAGAUUCUGGGUAGAAAAGAUUGAGCCAAUACCAGUAGUUUUCUCCUCUCUUAUUAUUACUUCCCCUUUCUUUGUGCUUUCUCUCAAAGAUUAAUGAGGUAGAAAAUUGAAAUGAAUAGAUAUAGACAAAAUGGUAGUAUGAUAGUAAAUAUAGGUAGAUAACAGAUGAAAGUGUAUUGUAUACAUUAAUUCAAAAUCAUGAAAAUUACUAAUACACUCAGGGCCAGCUAAAUUAGUUUAAGAUGCUGUUGAAAUUUACUUUGUUCCUUGGCUAGAAAAAUUUCUAAACAGGAAUUUUGUGUUCUGUGAAGCCAAACUGGUAACAUUUUAUGUUCUAAAAGAUGUUGGGUUAUACAUAAAUUAAAAAACUUGGAUAUUUACUCCCAGAAUAUGGAGAAUAAGCUCUGGGAGUUGGUAAUGGACAGGGAAGCCUGGCAUGCUGCAGUCCAUGGGGUCACAAAGAGUUGGACACGACUGAGCGACUGAACUGAACUGAACUGAUGCAGGAUGAUGUAUCGGAUAAAGCCAAUUUUGUACGUAUGUAAAUAUGUCAUAAAUAAAUAAUACCUCAACUUA